AUGGAUAUGGAUCCGUCGCAGCAGCACCUGAGAGAGACCCGGCCGGGGGAAGGUCGCAGUGACGCGGAUCUCGACCCCCGCGCGCGCCUUAUGCGCCCGCCGGCUCCGCCGUCCGCCAGCCGUGGCGGGGCGGAAGGCGGGAUGGCGCGGGAGCGCGUGAGACUGAUGGGCGCGGUACUGCGGGCUGCGCCUGGCGCGCACGCGGCGGGCGGUGGGGCGGAAGGCGGAAGAGUAGGCGCGGGAGCAGUGAGAUCCGCGGAUGGGGUGGGCGAGGGGAACGGUCAAGCGCAAUGGCUACCGGCGGGUGGGGACGAGGGGGUGGGGGACGGGGUGGAGGACAACGAGGCGCGCCGGAAGCGCGCGCGGACGGAACGGCAAGGCGGAGAGGGCGCGGCAGGCGCGGUGGGUGAGAUGGGUUAUGGCGGGGCAUGGCGGGGGGAGCAGGAUAGGGGCGGAAGUGCGGGGUUGGGGGGAUUGCAACAUGAGGGGCAAGGGGCUGGGCAAGGAUGGCCGGGGGAGGAUGAGCGGAAGCCGGCGCAGGAUCAGGCGCGCGAGCAGGGACAGGGGGAACAGGGGGAACAGGGGGAGCCAGGGGAGGAGGAAGAAGGGGAGGAGCAGGCUCAGGAGCAAGAGCAGGCGCAAGAGCAGGAGCGGGAGCAGGAAGGGGAGGAGGUAGGGGGGGAGGAUGAGGGGGAAGGCGCGAGCAUUCGGCAGCGGCUGCUGCAGCAGCACAGGCAGAUGCUGGCGGCGGCGCAGCACUCGCUGCUCAUGCGCGGCGGCGGGGAGGGCGCGGAGGGCGCGCACGGCGGUGUGGACCUUCUGCAGCAGCAGCGCCAGCUGCAGCGCCAGUACUUGCGCCUGCUGCAGCGGGACAUGCGCGCGCAUCUUAACAGGGGGACGCCCGGGGGAGGCAGGGGGCGGGGCGGAGCGCUGGGGGCGGACGGGCGCGCGGGUGUAGCAAGCGCAGGGGGAGUUGGGGGACAGGAGAGGAUGUGGGCGGUAGCUGGGGCCGCGGCUGGGCGGCGGGGGCAACAGGGGCAGGUGGGGCAUCAGGGACAGGUGGGGCAGCAGGCAGCAGAUACAGCUGGCAGGAUAAUAUCGUCUCCAGUCGUAGUAGCAGGAGCACCGUCGGCAGCAGCGCCAGCAGCAACGGCAGCAGCGGCAGCAGCGCCAGUGCGGGCAGUUUCGCCCACAGGCGGCGUGAGAGGCGAGGCGGCGCAGCGGGUGGCGGCAGGGGGGUGGCGGCGGGACGUGCUGGGGGACGGGGUUGCGCGCGCGGAUGCAAGGCGGGCAGGCAGCGGUGUGGAUGAAGGGGCUGGAGAGGAGGCAGGGGCGGAGGCGGAGGGGGCGGCGGAGGUUGAGGGGGAAGGGGAAGCGGGGUGGGAGCAAGGAGAGGGGCGGGGUGACGGGGGAGAGGGCAUGGGCGCGGAGGUGUGGAACGAGCCAGCUGCUGCGGGGUGGGAGCAAAUGAUGGGUGAGACCCGCGCAGCAGUGAUGGGCGAGACCCGCGCAGCAGUGAUGGGCGAGACCCGCGCAGCAGUGAUGGGCGAGACCCGCGCAGCAGUGAUGGGCGAGACCCGCGCAGCAGUGAUGGGCGAGACCCGCGCAGCAGUGAUGGGUGGCGCAAGGCCACUGGUGGGUGAGCCUGCGCGGGCGGCGGAGGGGUGGUUCCACCCGGUUGUGCAGGCGGAUAUACGGCGCAGGGCGCAGCAAAGGGGUGCCGCUGCUGGCGCAGCUGCAGGUGGCGCUGUUGGUGUGGCUGGUGCUGCGGGCGGUGGUGAUGCUUAUGGUGGUGGUAACGCUUAUGGUGGUGGUAAUGGUGGUUUCGAGGAGGAGGCAGGAGAAACGGGCUGGGGGGAGCGCGAGGGAGCAAGGGUUGCGCAUGGGGCGCAUGGGGGGGCACAUGGGGCGCAUGGGGCGCAUCCCGCGCCUGCUGUACCCUCAGAGCGUGUGCUUGUAACGGGGCCGUUCCUCUUUUCGACGCAGCAGCUGGGGGGGCGCGCGGAAGAGGGGCUCCGCAGCAACUCUAACGUCUGUGCGUCCCCCCGCGCGGGGGGCAUGGGCGCAGGCGUGGGGGAGCGCACGGGGAGCUCGCUGGACGAGACUGAGGAAUCGGAGGGGAGUGGCGGAGGCGCGGGGGAAGGGGGAGGCGGAGGGGGAGGGGGAGGGGGAAGGGCGCGGGAGACGGAGAGGGAGGAGUUGGGGAGAGGAGAGGGGGGAGGGAGGGGCAGGGCGGGGCAGGGGAGUCGGUUGGCGGUGGUGUGUGGGGUGGCGCGAGGGGGAAAGGGGGAAGGGAGGCAGAUGGGAGGCAGGGAGGUGGAGCAACGGAAAGCGGGGGAGGGGAGAGUGCAGGGCGGCAAUGCGCCAGGCAAUGGCGCUGGUGGCGCUGGUGGUGGCGGAAGGGCGGCUGGCGCUGCUGGCGCAGGUGGUGAUGUGGGCAUUGGUCAUGGCGGAGGGCCAACAGCGGCAGGCCGGGCAGGAGUGGCAGCAGGGGUAGCAAGGCCGCAGGCGCCUCUGGCAGCAGGCCCCAGGCAGCUGCAGCAGCAGCAGCAGCAGCUAUGGCAGCAGCAGCAGCAGCAGCAGCUAUGCCAGCAGCAACCGCAGCAACAGCAGCACUGCCACGAGCCUUUGCCGCCACCGCCACCCCCACAUCAGCAGCUGAGGCAAACGCAUGGGAUGGUGGAGAGAGGAGCAGCAGGCGGAGCAGCAGGCGGGGCAGCAGCAGCAGCAGCAGCAGCUGUUGCUGCUGGUGCGCCUGGGAGAGGCAGAGAUGGAGGCCCAGCCACUCUACCCACCACCGCCCCCUCCUCCGCACUUCAACCCCCCUUCCUCCGCCACCCUCCUCCCCACCUCCCCCACACACCAUCCGCGCCCGCCGCCCUUCAAUCCCCAGCCCCUCCCCCCGUCCGCGCUGCAGCAACCCCCUCCCCUCCGCCAACGCACCUCCCCUCACCACCCGCCAUGCCGCCUCCCAGGCUGGACCCACCAGCAGCCGCGCCUCAACCCAGGGUAGACUCGUCCUCUAUCACACCUCAACCGUUACUGUCGCUGCGGCGCUGGUUGAACCGGGCAGGCAGGGAGGUGGAUAGACUCGAGAGCCUGUUCCUGUUCGCGCAGGUGGUGGACAUGGUCGCUGCCGCCCACACGCAGGGCCAUGUGGUUCGCCACGUGCGGCCGGCGUGCUUUGUCCUGUCUGCGCAUCGAAGGGUGGUGUACCACCCGCCGUUCCUGCGGGCGCGACCCGGGGAGGCGGGGGAGGGGGAAGUGGGGGAAGGGGAGGGGGAGAUGGGGGAGGAUGGUGGUGGAGGGCAGGCGCGGCUGCAACAGCAGCAGCAGCAACAACAGGAGGAGGAGGAGCAACAGCGGCAGCAGCAGCAGGGGUGGCGGCAGCAGGAGGAGGGGCGCGGAGGCGGAGGGGCAGCAGAGGGGGCAGUGACGUGGAGGGAGCAGCAGGCGGAGGCAUGGCAGAGGGCGAUGCUGCAGGAGCAGGGGGAGGAGGGGAUGGUGGCGCAGGGGCAGGGGCAGGGGCAUCUGGGGCAGGGGCAAGCGGGUGGGAGGGCGGGGCGAGCAGCAGCAGGGCGGGGCAUGGCAGGGCAGCAGCGAUUAACCCCCGGUGCUGGAGGGGCAGAGGCAGGAGAACGCGGAGGAGGGGACAUGCAGUGGGGAGGCGGAGCGGGAGGGGCAGGGGGUGAGGGGGGGAGGGCGGAGGAGGAGGAGGCACGGUGGUACACGUCACCGGAGGAGGCAAGGGGUGACCCUGUGGGGGCGGCGUCUGAUGUCUUCAAGCUGGGCGUGCUCUUCUUUGAGGUGAGCCUCCUCUUUGAGGUGAGCCUCCUCUUUGAGGUGAGCCUCCUCUUUGAGCUAUUCUGUCUAUUCACGAGUGCCACGGAGCGCAGCGUGAUAAUGGCGGACCUCUGCCAUCGCAUCCUGCCGCCCCGCCUGCUCUCCCAUCGCCCCAAGGAGGCCGCGUUCUGCCUCUGGCUGCUGCACCCGCAGCCCUCCGCCCGCCCCACCGCUUCCGAGGUGCGGAGCAGUCAACUGCUGGCAGAUGUGGCGAGCAUGUUCGCCCACAGGGGGCAGCAGGCGGGGCUGGAGGCAGAGGAGGCGGAGUGUGACGUGCUGCUCGCCUUCCUCUCGCGAAUCCACCUCGCCGAGCAGUCUGCCGCCCAGAAACUCGCUCUCGAUCUCGGGCGGCUCACUGGGGAUAUCCAUGAGGUGCACCUCAGGCGGGCGGCGGUGAUGGGCGGCCAGCAGGCGCACGGGCGGCACGGGCAUGGCCGGCAGGGGCACGGGCGGCAGGUGCACGUACAUGGAUCGGGGCAGCAGGGGCAGUCUCAGCCGCUCAUGCUGCCAGCUCCGUCCACACAGACGGUAGAGGAUAGGGAAGGCGGCAGACGGGGCCGCAGGGAGGGUGGCUGGGAGGGUGGGAGUGACAUGAGCGGAGGGGCAGAGAGGGACCUUUGGAGUGCCUUUUCCCCCCGCUCCCCCCGCCCUGGGCUCAUCCCACCCUCUCAUGCCGCUGCUGCUGCUGCUGCUGACAUGAGUGGAGUGGUGAGCAUGGGUGGGGGAGGGCGAGAGGCGAGAGGGAGGUGGCCGGCAGGUGAAGCGGAGGAGGCACGAGAAGGGGCACGAGAAGGGGCACGGCAUUUCCCUUCCUCCGUUCCUGCCGCUGCUGCUGGCGUUUCUGCUGCUCCAUUCAGUAUGGGACGGCCGCGGGGGGCAAGGAGGAGCGUGCGGUUACUGCGUAACCUGGACCGGUUGGAAGAGGUGUAUUUCGCCAUGCGCUGGAGAGUAGAGGCGGCCAAUGGGGGACCUGUUGGGAGGGGGGCCGGUGCCACUGCCUCUGCCGCUGCUGCUGCUGCUGCCGCUCUGCCUGCAAACGACGCUGCAGUGCCGCUUGCUGCCCCUCGCGCUGCUGCUGCUGGCGCCGGUGUUGGUGGUGGUGGUCGCGGUGAUGGUGGCAGUAGUGCUGGCGGUGCAGGUGGGAUUGAUGGUGGCGGUGGUGGUGGCAGUGUUGGGGGGGAUGAUGAGUCGAGUCAGGGUGUGGUGAGGCCAAGAGAGGUGAUGGAAGGGGGAGCAGAGGACAGAAGAGGCGAAGGUACAGGCUCAGAGGCGGAGGCAGGGCAGGCCAGGGCAGCAGCACCCGCUUCGACUGCUGCUGCCGGGGCAGUGGUUGGUGCAGGGCGGGCAGCAGCACCAGCAACAGCGGCAGGAAGAGCAGGCGGAGCGAUGGCAGCGCCACAGCAGCAGCAGCAGCAGCAGCAGCAGCAGCAGCAUGUGCACGAGCAGCAGCAGGGAGGUGCGGAGGGCAGCAGGGACCUACUGGGCGAGUUCUUCGACUCGCUCUGCAAGUUCGCGCGCUACUCGCGCUUCGAGGUGCGCGCCACGCUGCGCCACGCGCACCUCCUCAACGCCGCCUCCAUGGUCUGCUCCCUCGCCUUCGACCGCGACGCGCAGUUCUUCGCCACGGGCGGCGUCUGUCGGCGGAUUCGGAUCUUUGAGUGUGAGAGCGUGCUGGCCGGGCGGCGAGUGGACGUGCACUAUCCGGUGGUGGAGAUGGGCUGCCGGGCCAAGCUGUCGUGUGUGAGCUGGAACGGGUAUAUCAAGAACCGGCUCGCCUCCGCGGAUUACGACGGGGUUGUGCAGCUGUGGGAUGCGGGCACGGGAGCGGCGGUGAUGGAGUGGGGGGAGCAUGAGAAGCGAGCGUGGAGUGUGGACUUCUCUCCCUGCGAUCCCACGCGCCUUGCCAGCGGCAGCGAUGACGGCACUGUCAAGCUGUGGAGCAUCAACCAGGACACGAGUGUGGGCACGAUUCACACCAAGGCCAACGUGUGUUCGGUCGCCUUCCCCCCGCACUCCUCGCACCUGCUCGCCCUCGGCUCGGCCGACUACUCGCUGCACUGCUUCGACCUGCGCUCGCUCCGCGCGCCCCUCGCCACGCUCACGGGCCACAGCAAGGCUGUCAGCUACGUGAAAUUCGUCGAUGCUUCGACAAUCGUCUCUGCCUCAACAGACAACACUCUGAAGCUGUGGGACUUGAACCAAGCAUGCAGUCAGCAGGCGGGGGGAGGGGCUGAUGGGGCCUCUGCUUGCACGAGGACGUUCACUGGCCACACAAAUGAGAAGAAUUUUGUGGGGCUCACUGUGGCUGAUGGCUACAUCGCAUGCGGCUCCGAAACUAACGAGCAUUCUCUGUCCCGACUCCCCUCCACCACUCCUUGUGUGCGCCACCAUCCCGUUCUGCCUCACUCAUUUGAGGCGCCUCAAAACCCGUUGUGCCUCUCACUGUUGUUCCACGAUCCGAAUCUGCAAUCCAUUUCACCGUCCAUUUGUGCCCAAUCACACACCCCCUCUCCGCCUGUCUCCGAUCCAUCUCCCUCCCCAUCACCGCUCCUCUCCCAGGUGUUUGCGUUCCACAAGUCGCUGCCAAUGCCCAUGGCAGCACACCGCUUUGGGGGGGUUGAUCCGGUCACAGGCGCGGACACGGAGGAGGAUGCGGGGCAGUUUGUGUCGAGUGUGUGCUGGCGGGGUGACUCUCAAACACUCGUUGCUGCGAAUUCUACUGGGAACAUUAAACUGCUGGAGAUGGUCCUUGCCGUACCCUUCUUCUGCCACUCCGCCGCUAAUCUUCCGCUGGUUUCUUUCGCCAGCCUUCCGCCAGUUUUCCGCCAGUCUUCCGCCGAUCCCCCGCCCAGUCCGCCGCCAGGCGCCAUGAGUGCGGAGGAGCUGCAGCCGCCGCGCGUGCUACCGACGGUGCCGGAGACGGUGCUGAAGAAGCGGAAGAAGGACGAGCAGUUCGCGGCGGAGAAGCGCGAGCAGUUCCUGCAGAAGCACGCGCACCGCGGGAAGCGCGGAAAGGCAGAGAAGCGCUUCAAGCGCCCAGAGGACUUCGUGCUCGCGUUCCGCCGGAGGGAGCGCGAUGCUAAGCGCGUGCGCGCGGACCGGGUGGUGGGGCGGCGGGUGCAGCUGAAGCCGGUGGUGGCGGGCGGGGGGAGCGCGGCGCAGCGGAGGCUGGCGCGGCGGAAGCUGAAGGCGGCGCAGAAAGCGGCGGAGCGGAUAAGCUCGGGGAAGGGGGAGGACAAGGGGGGCGUUUUGGCGGGGACGAACCUGAAGCUGCUGUUUGCCGUGCGGAUCCGCGGGGUGCAACACGAAAUGACGAAGCAGUCGCGGAGUAUACUCAAGAUGCUCCGACUUACAGAGCUCAACUCGGGCGUCUUCCUGCGAGCCACGGACCGCACGGCUCAAAUGCUGCAACUCGUCGAGCCCUACGUCACCUUCGG
This is a messenger RNA of Closterium sp. NIES-65, 7280 nucleotides long. The record is from the annotation of a GenBank genome assembly. NCBI's taxonomy places the organism in Eukaryota, Viridiplantae, Streptophyta, Zygnematophyceae, Desmidiales, Closteriaceae.